Molecule: messenger RNA, 8162 nt
Organism: Drosophila busckii
Lineage: Eukaryota; Metazoa; Arthropoda; Insecta; Diptera; Drosophilidae
Gene: SPoCk
Product: mucin-19
Exons: 12
Coding region: 148-8055 (2635 amino acids)
Biological process (GO): calcium ion transmembrane transport; intracellular calcium ion homeostasis; manganese ion transport
Cellular component (GO): plasma membrane; Golgi membrane; endoplasmic reticulum
Molecular function (GO): ATP binding; P-type calcium transporter activity; ATP hydrolysis activity
Source: RefSeq, a predicted model, not a curated record
CGUUAUUCGCAAUCCAGCAGUUGUUGCGUUCGGAAGCAGAUCGGAACUUAAAUUUGAAUCCUAAACGCCAGGCGAAGUACUUAUUUGCUGCUUGUGUGAACACUUCGAGCACGCGUUUCCAUUUGGAUUCAAAUUGGAUUUAUUAAAAUGUUGCCCUUUCGCUGGGGCCUGCUGUUCGGCUUGGUGCUGAUCGUAGCAUACACAAAUGGAGCAGCCAUAGAUCAAGCAUCUGGCAAUAACGAUGCUGAUGCUGAGCUUACUCCACUGACUGAAUUAGACCGAACUAAACGAAGCGGCGGCAGAGGCUAUAUGCGUGGUCAAACGCAGUCUCAGUACUUAAAUUUUGGAAAACCCGAGGAGGAUGGCAAGGCCGAGGCUGAAGCCACAGAGGGAGGCUCGCGUUCAACAGUUUCUGGUUCCCACGGCAUGGGUCAAGCCCAAAGUCAAUUUUCUGCGGGAGAUUGCAGCGGCUGUUCAGGAUACCAAACUGAUUACCCUGGCGCUGGUGGAGCACCACUUGGGCCAGACUAUGCCGGCAGACCCGAUGCUAUUAUAAGUCUACCUGGUGGUGCUGGCGCUCAUGCAGGUAUGGGAGGUGGCGUCCAUCCAGGUAUGGGAGGUCCUCAACAAGGAGUUAUUGGUGCAGCACCAGGCUAUGGACCACAGCCUGGGUCUCAGACUGGUUUUGGACCUGGCAUGGGAUCACAAGGAGGAAUUGGUGGACAGCCUGGAGGACGCGGAGACCAAGGUGGUCUUGGCGCUGGAGCUGGAGGUCAGCCUGUUACUGAUGGACAACAGCCAGGAAUGGGAGGUGCUCAGCCUGGAUUCGGAUCUCAGCAAGGACACGAUGGUCUACAGGGCCGCGGAGGACAGCCUGGAGCUGGGGGCUCACAAAUGGGUGGUGGAGCACAGCCUGGCGUAAGCGGUGGACAAGCAGGACAGCCUGGCAUCGCGGGAGGUCAGCCUGGAUUCGGAACCCAACCCGGAGUUGCAGGACAACCCGGCGUAAGCGGUAGCCAAGGAGGACAACCUGGCCCAGGUGGCGGUCAGCCCGGAUUUGGAACCCAAGGCGGAGUUGCAGGGCAGCCUGGUGUUAGCGGUGGACAAGCAGGACAACCCGGCAUUGGAGGCGGUCAACCCGGAUUUGGAACCCAGCCCGGCGUAAGCGGUGGACAAGCAGGACAACCCGGCAUUGGAGGCGGUCAACCCGGACUUGGAACCCAGCCCGGCGUAAGCGGUGGACAAGCAGGACAACCCGGCAUUGGAGGCGGUCAACCCGGAUUUGGAACCCAGCCCGGUGUAAGCGGUGGACAAGUAGGACAACCCGGCAUUGGAGGCGGUCAGCCCGGAUUUGGAACCCAGCCCGGCGUAGGCGGUGGACAAGCAGGGCAACCCGGCAUUCGAGGCGGUCAACCUGGAUUUGGAAGCCAAGCCGGACUUGCAGGACAGCCAGGAACUGGCGGUACUCAGCCGGGAUACGGUGGACAAACUGGAGGACAGCCUGGACUAGGAGGAGGUCAAGCAGGAUACGGAACACAGCCUACAACUGGAGGACAACCUGGAAUGGGAGGUUUCCAACCGGGAUACGGGACUCAAGGAGGACAGCCAGGAGCAGGAGGAGUCCAACCUGGUUUUGGUACACAAACCGGAGGACAGCCAGGUUAUGGAACUCAGCCUACAACCCGAGGACAGCCUGGAAUGGGAUAUGGCCCUCAAGCAGGAGGAACAGGCGGUGCUCAGCAAGGAUAUGGGGGACAGGCUGGAGGACAGCCUGGAAUGGGAGGUUUCCAACCGGGAUACGGCACUCAAACAGGACAGCCAGGAACAGGAGGAGUUCAACCAGGUUUUGGACCACAAGCUGGAGGACAGCCUGGCUUCCAGACUGGGUAUGGCCCACAAUCAGGAGCUGGAGGACAGCCUGGUGCCGGCGGCUCUCAGACAGGCUACGGGCCGCAAACUGGCGGACAGCCUGGUUACGGAGGACAACAGGGAAUGGGAGGCUUCCAACCAGGAUAUGGCACUCAGACAGGUCAACCCGGAGCUGGAGGAGUUCAACCUGGUUUUGGAACACAAACUGGAGGACACCCAGGUUAUGGAACUCAGCCCACAACAGGAGGACAGUCUGGCUUCCAGUCUGGAUAUGGCCCACAAUCUGGAGCUGGAGGACAGCCUGGUGCUGGCGGCUCUCAGACAGGCUACGGACCGCAAACUGGCGGACAGCCUGGUUACGGAGGACAACAGGGAAUGGGAGGCUUCCAACCAGGAUAUGGCACUCAGACAGGACAACCCGGAGCAGGAGGAGUUCAGCCUGGUUUUGGAACACAAACUGGAGGACAGCCCGGCUUCCAGACUGGAUACGGACCACAAACUGGUGAACAACCAGGUUACGGAACACAGCCUGGAGCAGGAAGUUAUCAGCCAGGAUAUGGCCCUCAAACAGGAGCCGCAGGACACCCUGGAGGACAGCCCGGAGCAGGAGGUCAGACAGGAUACGGAACACAGCCUGUUAGUGGAGGGCAAACUGGAAUGGAACUGGGCUACCAACCUGGAGUCAUCCAGACUGGAGCCAGAUUAAGUGACGCUAAUAUAGCGCCACCAACUGGCUCACGACCUGGAAUGGGAGGAGCUCAAACUGGAUAUGGCCCUCAAACAGGAUUCGGAGGACAGACUCACCCAGGUACAGGUGGCGGUCCUGGUUCAGGAAGCCUAACAGCAUACGGUCCUCAGCAAACUGCCGGUGGUCAAUUUGGAGGUACUCAGCCCGGUUACGGCCCUCAAGGAGGACAGCUUGGAGGAGGUGCUCAGCAUGGAUCUCAGCCUGGUGGAGGAUAUGGUCCAGGUAUGGGCGGUACCCAGACAGGAUAUGGCCCACAAACAGGAGCUGGAGGACAGCCUGGUAUUGGUGGUGGUCAGACAGGUUAUGGCCCACAAACAGGAGCUGGAGGACAGCCUGGUAUUGGCGGUGGUCAGACGGGAUAUGGCCCACAAACAGGAGCUGGAGGACAGCCUGGUAUUGGCGGUGCUCAGACUGGAUAUGGCCCAGGAGCUGGAGGACAGCCAGGCAUUGGCGGUGCACAAACAGUAUAUGGCCCACAAACAGGAGCUGGAGGUCAGCCAGGUAUUAGCGGUGGUCAAACAGGAUAUGGACCUCAAAGAGGAGCUGGAGGACAGCCAGGUAUUAGCGGUGGUCAAGCAGGAUAUGGACCGCAAACAGGAGCUGCAGGACAGCCAGGUAUUGGCGGUGGUCAGACGGGAUAUGGCCCACAAACGGGAGCUGGAGGACAGCCAGGCAUUGGCGGUGGUCAGACAGGCUACGGCCCUCAAACAGGAGCACGGCCUGGCGCUGGCGGUGCUAUUGGUCAACCCGGAAUGGGUCAGGGUGGUUAUGGACCUGGCGCUGGUCAGUUGGGCGGUGGACAGGCUGGUGCUCCUGGUCGCUAUACGAUCGGUGGACAAGGCGGCGUUGUUCCAGGUGCAGGUGGUGCCGGAACUGGAGUUGUGGUGCCAGGUGGCGCUGGAUCUGGAGUUGUUGCGCCUGGCGGCGUCGAUGAUGCCUUCUCACAGGCAGAGUCCGCUUUAGGUGAUGGACAAGCAUCCGCCAGCGCUCAGGGCAAGAAGAAUGGCGGCACAGCCAAGACUCAAGUGUCGGGCACCUACAGUGCCGGCAGCUCCUUCAGUGCCAGCGCCAUGACCUCUGAUGCGGAUCGUGCGGCCAGUGCACAAGUAACAGGAAAUUCCGAUGGCGCUAUGAGUCAGUCCCAAGGCUCUGGCGGCCCCUCGACAUCGCAGGCGCAAGUGCAACUCAAUGGCAAGGAUGGUGGCACCAAGGCUUCAUCCCAGAGCGGUGGCAUCAUACAUCAGAGCCAGAGCGAGGUGCAAGCGAACGACAAGGGCGGCUUGGCCGAUGCACAGUCCAGCGGACCUGGUCAGACAUCAUCACAGGCACAGAUUGGCUUCCGUCCUGGUCAGGACAAUAAUCCACCCGCAACUACAGGUGGCGGACAGGCCUCCGCACAAUCGGGCAGUCACUCAGGUCAGAGUCAGUCGCAGAUCCAUGGCACAUCCAGCUUUGGCGUCUCCUAUCAUGGCGCAGCGCAAUCCGCUUCAGGCACAAAGGAGCAGGUGGCCGUCUAUCGUGAACAGAAUCGUGAACUCUUCAAUACCAUCAGUCAGUUCGGCAACGCUGCAAAUGCCGUAACAGAUCGCGUGGAUGCUGUUUAUAGCGGUCCUCCUAGUGCGGAGCCACAGCUUAAGUCCACCAAGUCGAGCAAGGAGGAGAGCGACAAGAGCCUGAACGGUAAACUCGAUCAGACACAGGGCAAUGACGAUGGCAACGAUGCUGACGAUGAUGAGGAGCCCUAUGAUGAGUACGAUGAGGAUGAUUAUUACAGCGAGAAGCCCGUCAAGAUGGAGCAAGCCGCCAAGACGAAAGAUGAGGCGCCUGCACCGCUGACGUUGACACAAGCAUCGCCCACGCAAAAGCAAACGGCAGUGGUAGCCAAUCCCAAUUCUGCUCCUUACAAUGUAGUGCAGAAACAGAAUGGACGCGUGAAUAGCUUCCCAGCGCAGCGCAGCAGCACAACGGAGUCUGUGCCCAGCGGCUUCCGUGGCACUGUGAAUGUGGAAAAGAAGUUCCACACCAAGGCGCUGGAGCUGCACAAAAGCGAUAAGAAGGUAAGCCUUAGUGCCGAGGAGGAGGAGGAGGAGGGUAAGCCAACUGCUGCUGCUGGCGUGCAUAAGCCACGUGCUCCGGACAGUUUUGUGACUGUUACCAAAUCGAUUACGGGCAGCAUGGACAACUCAAAGAAUCCGCCACAGGAGAACAAGAACUUCCAGUCCACAUACUACACCAAGUCCUCCACUUGCGGCUACUUCACCUUCUCCUGCAACAUUGUCUAUGGCGCGAACGGGCGCAGCAAGAUCUGUCGCCCCAAGGCGCCGUCCAAUGGCAAAUGCAGAACAAUGAAAAAUCAUCAAAAGUAUGCAAAACUGCCCCAAGAUUUGGAUUUGAGUUUUCAAAGUGAUUUGGACUUGCUGCCGGACACAGCAGCCGACAUCGGUGUCGAUGAGUUCAAUCUGAGUGCCAGCGUCACGCCACCUGCAAGUGAAGACGACGACGAGAUUGUAAUUGCGGCCCAAGUUGGCGCGGGUGGUGGACUGCGUCUAGCACCAACGGCAGCGACGGCAAUUGCGACUGCGACGGCGACCGCAACGUCGGCAGCGACAGAGACACGUAAGAAAGGCAGCAGCAGCAAGAAGCAAUUGGAGCAGCUCUACAACAGCAAAAAUAAGAUCUGCGGCCUGGGCAGCGAUAGUAUUAUUGAGACGGGUCUAACCCUCACACCCGAAAUGCUGCUCUCCACCUCGGAGUCAUCGACGCACAGCGCUUCGGAGGUAGCCGGAAGAUUGCAGGUGGAUGUGCGCAAUGGCCUCAAGUGGACGGAGGCCAAGUAUCGUGCCAAGAUCAUAGGCCAUAACGAGCUCAAUGUCAUCGAGGAGGACCCGACUUGGAAGAAGUACAUCGAGCAGUUUAGAAAUCCGCUCAUUUUGCUGCUGUUGGGCUCAGCGCUGGUUUCGGUGAUUAUGAAACAGUUCGACGAUGCUGUGAGCAUAACCAUUGCCAUAUUGAUUGUUGUAACGGUGGCGUUCAUACAAGAGUAUCGCUCCGAGAAGAGUCUGGAGGAGCUGAAGAAGCUGGUGCCGCCGGAGUGCCAUUGCCUGCGCGAGGGACGCCUGGAUACGUUUCUAGCGCGUGAGCUGGUGCCGGGUGAUGUGGUCCACCUCAAUGUGGGCGAUCGCGUGCCUGCGGACAUUCGUCUGUUCGAAGCGGUGGAUCUAUCGAUAGACGAAAGCAGCUUCACGGGCGAAACGGAGCCGGCGCGCAAGAUCACGGACGUGCUGCUGAACAAUUCGCAUGUGAAGGAUCACAGCAAUAUGAAGAAUAUUGCGUUCAUGGGCACGCUGGUGCGUUGUGGCAAUGGCAAGGGCAUUGUAGUGAGCACUGGCGAGCGCAGCGAGUUUGGCGAGGUCUUCAAGAUGAUGCAGGCGGAGGAGGCACCCAAGACGCCGCUGCAAAAGUCAAUGGACAUACUAGGAGCGCAGCUGUCAUUCUACUCCUUUUUGAUCAUUGGUGUUAUUAUGCUGCUGGGCUGGCUGCAGGGCAAGCCGCUCUCCGAGAUGUUCAACAUUAGCGUCUCGCUGGCUGUGGCUGCCAUACCCGAGGGUUUGCCCAUUGUGGUGACUGUGACGCUCGCUCUGGGCGUCAUGCGCAUGGCCAAGCGCAAUUCGAUUGUCAAGAAACUGCCCACAGUGGAGACGCUGGGCUGUGUGAAUGUCAUUUGCUCGGACAAGACGGGAACGCUGACCAAGAAUGAAAUGACAGCUACGAUUAUUAUCACCUCCGAUGGCUACAUGGCGGAUGUUACUGGCGCGGGCUACAAUGAUCAGGGUGAGAUUCAUAUACGUCACUGCAACAAUGUCGAGAUGGCCAAGUCGAACAUUACCAAUCUGCUGGAGAUUGGCGCGGUAUGCAACAAUGCGUAUAUACAAAAUGGCACGCUGCUGGGACAGCCGACAGAGGGCGCUUUGGUGGCGGUGGCCAUGAAGAACGGCAUGUACGCCACGGCGGAGAACUAUGUGCGCAUUCAGGAGUAUCCGUUCAGCUCGGAGCAGAAGAUGAUGGCCGUCAAGUGUAUACACAAGUACAACAACAACAAGGAGGAGAUCUUCUUUGCCAAGGGCGCACUGGAGACGCUGCUGCCCCAAUGCACCAAAUAUCAGUUUGGCAAUCAGACAGUGCCGCUGACCAAGCAGAACGAGGCGGAGUUUCUGGCCGAGGCGUAUGAGAUUGGACGCAAGGGUUUACGCGUGCUGGCGCUGGCCAAAGGACGCUCCAUGCAGGAUCUCAUCUAUUGCGGUCUAGUGGGCAUUACCGAUCCGCCGCGUCCGCUGGUGCGCGAGUCCAUUGAGCUGCUCAUGCAGAGCGGCGUGCGUGUCAAGAUGGUAACUGGCGAUGCUCAGGAAACGGCCAUGGCAAUUGCAAAUCUCAUUGGCAUCGAUACCAUACACCAUCAGACGCUGUCGGGCCAGGAGAUGGAUCAGCUCAACGAGCAUCAGCUGGACAAAGUGGCAAACAAUGUGAGCGUUUUCUAUCGCGUUUCGCCGCGCCAUAAGCUGGAGAUUGUCAAGUCGCUGCAGCGCACGGGCAACAUUGUGGGCAUGACUGGCGAUGGCGUCAACGAUGGUGUCGCACUCAAGAAGGCGGACAUUGGCAUUGCCAUGGGCAAGAACGGCACCGAUGUGUGCAAGGAGGCGGCGGAUAUGAUUCUAGUGAACGAUGAUUUUCACACCAUAAUCGCUGCCAUUGAGGAGGGCAAAGGAAUUUUCUACAACAUACGCAACUUUGUGCGCUUUCAGCUGAGCACUUCGAUUGCUGCGCUGGCGCUGAUUGCCUUGGCCACAUUAAUGGACAUUGCCAAUCCCCUGAAUGCCAUGCAAAUACUUUGGAUCAACAUUAUAAUGGACGGACCGCCGGCGCAGUCGCUGGGCGUUGAGCCUGUGGACCAUGAUGUGCUCAAGCAGAAGCCGCGCAAUGUGAAGCAGCCCAUGAUAACCAAGUCGGUGGUGGUCAAUGUGCUGCUGAGCGCCAGCAUCAUUGUGCUGGGCACGCUUUGGGUGUUCCAGCGCGAAAUGGCCGACGGCACGCUGGGCAAGACGAAGCGGGACACAACCAUGACCUUCACUUGCUUUGUCUUCUUCGACAUGUUCAAUGCGCUCUCCUGUCGCUCGCAAACCAAAAGCGUUUUCACCAUCGGCCUCACCACCAAUCGCAUGUUCCUGCUUGCCGUUGCCUUCUCCAUCAUUGGCCAAAUGCUCGUCGUUUACUUUCCGCCGCUGCAGAUGGUGUUCCAAACGGAGGCGCUCACUGCAUACGAUAUACUCUUUCUGGUUACGCUCACCUCCUCUGUGCUGAUUGUCUCGGAGAUCAAGAAGUGGUUCGAGCGCUCGCUGGAGCGCAAAAUGUACAGCACGCGCUCCGAGUUGGACUUUGUAUGACAAAACGCAAGCGCUAGAGCUGAGUUGCACCCAAAAGCCGAGUAAAUUACAAAAACAAUAACAAAAUACACAAAAUAAAAAAUCACAAAAAACAAAAAAAAAAUAGC